AUGGAGUUCAGCAGCAGAGCGCGGCAGCGGCACCUGAGGCUGGCGGGGGACAGGCGGGAGCCGUACCCCCACAGCCUGCAGUUCUACCAGGAGCCCCCCACCGAGAGCAUCUCGCUGGUCGAGUUCGAGAGCUUCGCCGUGGACCGCCUGAGGCUGCUCAAGGUAGUUGAAAACCUUGGUGUGAGCUAUGUAAAAAGUGGUGAUGCGUACAAAACUAAGCUGGAGACUGAGCUCCGGAAACUUAAGUUUCCCUACAGAGCUUUGGCUGAGGAUGAUUAUGAUGCAAGAAGGAAGGAUCAUAUUUCUCAUUUCAUAUUGCGCCUUGCUUACUGUCAGUCUGAGGAACUCAGACGUUGGUUUCUUCAACAAGAAAUGGAUCUGUUUCGAUAUCGCUUCCACGAACUGACUGACAGCCUGAGGCAGAAAUUCUUGGAUCAUGUUAACUUAUCAUUUGAAGCUAUUAGUGAAGACCUGAAAAAUGAAUUGGCAAAUGAGCUGUUCAUGUCAACUCCUGGCCUCAGUAUGACUAAAGUAAAAGAGCAAAUGUUUUAUAAGGUUGGACUGUCAGAUGCUGUUGAUCUGUUUAGAGCAAGAAGAGUGUUUAUUAAAGAUGGAUUUGCAUUUGUGCCACUGAAGGACAUUGAUGCUAUUGUUUUGAAUAACUAUAGAAAAAACUUAUCUAAAGCACUGGCGCUGACAGCACGAUCACUGCCUUCCAUACAGUCUGAUGAGAGACUACAACCACUGCUUAAUCAUCUCAGCCAUUCUUACGUUGGCCCAGAUUACAGCGUACAAAAAAACACUGGAAAAAUUGCUCUAGAGCACAUCGAUGCUCUUUCUGUGAAAUCAUUCCCUCUUUGCAUGCGCCAGUUGCACAAAGCCCUACGUGAGAACCAUCACCUCCGUCAUGGAGGCCGUAUGCAAUAUGGACUUUUCUUAAAAGGCAUUGGUUUGACUCUAGAACAGGCACUGGAGUUUUGGAAGAAGGAAUUUAUCAAAGGAAAAGUGGAUGCAGACAAGUUUGACAAAGGAUACGCGUACAGCAUUCGCCACAACUAUGGGAAAGAAGGAAAGAGAACAGACUAUACCCCGUACAGCUGCAUGAAGAUUAUCAUGUCCAAUCCACCAAGUCAAGGGGAUUAUCAUGGAUGCCCAUUCCGCCACAGUGAUCCUGAGCUACUGAAGCAGAAGCUGCAGUCGUACAAGGUUCCUCCCAGUGGAGUAACUCAGAUCCUGGAAUUGGUGAAGGGCAUGCAUUACCAGCUGGCGUGUCAGAAGUACUUUGAAUUGACACAUGAUGUUGAUGACAUUGGAUUUUCUUUGAAUCAUCCUAAUCAGUAUUUUGCAGAAAGUCAAAGGAUAUUAAGUGGUUGUAGAGAAGUGAAGAAGGAACCGAGUCAUUUGGGAAACUCUCAGCAAAGAAAUAAUAGUCAGGAAAGCGUGAAUUCAAAUUCUACUCCCACCACUUCAAAUAUGACUGCUGAUGCAGAGCUGGAGGGACUGGAGGCAUACUUCACUGAAGAUUAAGCAACUAUGGAGUUGUAGAAAUCCAUCCUGAAAAAGGCUGCACUCCAGAGACUGAAGUUUGAAGCAGCAAGGAGUUACAGACAGUGAUGCUGGUGAAGCACCAGACAGCACUCCACUGAUGUGUGGGACUGUUGGACUCCAGUGAUGUGAAGGAUUCUAUGGAAUCCACAGAUGAUUGAAGGAUUUUCACCUGAAGGUUUUCAAGUGCCUUUGUAAGUGGUGACAGUGCUCUAAUUUUGAAUUGCUUCUGCCCUGACUCUCCUAAAUGAUGACAUUGUCACUUUAAUCACAUUGCAGUUAAAAUUCUUAGCACUUUCCUUACCUUUACUCUGAAAUCUGUUACGUUGGGAAUGGGGACUCCCUGUUUAUAUAUCUUCAUUGAUUGUUACAUUAGUAGAAUAUAAUUAUUUUUAGGAAUUCAAACAUAGAAUUUAAAAUAGGUCUCUGUUACAGGGAAGAAUAUAACCUCACUUAUCCUCUGUUAAGUGGAUAAAUCUUAAUCUAGAAUGCAAUGAACAUAACAUUAUUUGACCUUCGCUAGUUUACUGCUGGUUUAUGUCUCAGCUCAAAUGACUUUGAACUGUAUUUUCUAUUUUCUUCCCUUUUGUUACCUGCCAGGUGAAUUGCAAAAAAUAAAAUAAAAUAAAAUAAAAUAAAAUAGCAGUACAUACAAAUUAGUGCAUACAGUUAUAAGUAGCUUACAAAAUGUAAUUAAUGUUUUUCUUUUUUGUCCUAUUCAAAAACAAUUUAAGGCAAUUUAUUUUCAAAUUUUUUACCAUCUUGAAUUUGAAAGCAGAAUAUUUCUAAUUUGUUUAUUGGUAAAAACCCAAAAUGAGAAUAUUCCCUCUCAGCAGCUGGACACUGAAGAGUUAUUUGUCUUCCAGAGCUUUUGAACACUAACUGCCAUGUAAUUUAAAUAAGAAUCACUUGUUCCUCGAUUGUAGAGCUGUUUGAGAUUGGAAAGGCAAAAUCAGUAUGAAUAUGUAAAUCAGUCAUUUAGAAAAGCUUUUCCUGCAUUGUUGUAAUUCUGUUUCAAAAUUACAUCUAGUUAGAAGACAAAACCAAGUGAGUCUGAUAUGAUCAUGCAGUAGUCAAGAAAGAAGUACAAAAGAAACAAACUCUACUCUUUUACAGCUUGACAAGAACAUGUAUUUCUAAAGUAAAAGGCUGCAGAUAGAUCUGUUUGCAAACGUGCUCUCUUAGUCCUCCUUCCAAGAGGCUCUUUAAACUUCUGUUAUACUUUGUGUCUUCAAGAAGCUCAAACUUUGACAGUGUGAAAUUGUUGUCGGUGAGACACUUGUGUGUUCUGGGUCAAUAAAGAUGGUGUUAAGAGAAUACAUGGUUGCAUUUCUGAGAGGAUGCAUGCAACUGUCCGUCACCAAAAGACUGCUCUGUUCAGCCAUGAUGU
Molecule: messenger RNA, 2935 nt
Organism: Tympanuchus pallidicinctus (lesser prairie-chicken)
Lineage: Eukaryota; Metazoa; Chordata; Aves; Galliformes; Phasianidae
Gene: PRIM2
Product: DNA primase subunit 2
Exons: 14
Coding region: 1-1527 (508 amino acids)
Biological process (GO): DNA replication, synthesis of primer
Cellular component (GO): alpha DNA polymerase:primase complex
Source: RefSeq, a predicted model, not a curated record